AUGGACAAUUUACAAAUUCUACUUGAAGAUUCCACAAAACCUGCAGUAGGUCUAAGCACAAGCUCACCAAGUAUCACAAAGGAGCCUAACAUCAAUGUCAUAGUUGAGUUCACAAAGCCAGUUUUUGGCUUUGAAGCCUCCAUGGUAGAAGUGGAUGGUGGGAGACUUACAAGGUUUGAGGAACUUUCAAGAGCUCUAUAUUCAUUAACUGUCAUGGCGGUAGCUGAGAAUGUGUCAAUCGAAUAUUCUGAGACAGCAAGAGGUCUUAGAUGGCUCAUACCCCAUCAAAGGCUUCCAUGGAAAAGGAAUAGCACUUCAAACUGGCCAAAUCAUUUCUACGAUGUCACUGAUGAGAUCACAAAAUUAAGCAACUUUUCCCUGAAUUUCCCUUCCAAAGAGAGAUAUCACCAUAGGACCGACUUGAAUUUCAGCAAAUAUUCUAGUUACCGAGUAGAUGAACCACAUACUCCAAUUAAAACUCACCCAAAGCCUGGUUGGCUCCACGAGCUUCAGAACAAGAGCAUGGAAAGCACUUAUGGACUACCUCUUAACCUCAACGAAUACCUCACCUAUUUCUUGAGAGGAGAGCCAUUGUCUGCUAGCAAUGUCAUCAAGAAGAUGGAGAAUUAUAAAGGGUGGGAGGACUUGGAGAUGAACCUGUUCUGGCUCGGUCUAGGAGGAGGCAGUUUACUCAUAAUCCAUGCCGGACUAUUACUUUUCCUGAGAUGGAGGACAAAAAAACCAGCUUUUGGGAUACUUUCAGUUCCUCGGUUUGAGCUGUUUCUUUUGAUUCUAAUGUUACCUUGUAUCUCUCAGUCUUCCGCAUUUGUGAUAAGAGGUGGUACAAUGUGGGGAAUUAUAAUUGGAACAUUCUUGUUAGCAAUCCCUGCAGCAUUUAUUUUAUCGGUGUUUCUUUUCCUUAUCAUCGCAAUCUUCUUUAGUAGCUUUGCGCAGUACAAAGAAUUGAAGGACGUUGGCAGAGAGGAGCCAUGGUACACAAAGCUCUGCUUCUUCAUUUGGGGGAGAGCUGCAACCGGGAAAUGGUUUUAUAGAGAAGGCCUUCCUUCAUCCUUCCUCCCACGUUUUGGUAUUCUCUAUGAAAAUCAAAAGGGUCCUACAUUGUUUGUCUUUGUUGAUCAGAAUAAUCCAAACACGAUACCUAGGUGGACCGGAAGCAGCCAAUCUGAAAUCGGGAGAAUGAAAGCCAUCAGCUCGGAUGACAGCAACGAAGAAAUUGAAAUUCCGUUGUCCAGGAGGAUUUUCGGCUGUGCUAGAUCCUCCUAUAUUAUUCUUGAUCUAAUAAGAAGAGUCAGUUUGGGGAUAAUAGCUGGAGCUUAUUCUUCACAUCACUUGAGUCAAAGCCUUUUCGCAUUCACUAUCACACUGAUACAGUUUAUGUAUUUGUUGAUUCUCAGACCUCACAUCAGAAGGGGAGUCCAUAUGGUGGAAAGUAUUUCUCUGAUGUGUGAAGCAGGUCUAUUUGGUCUAUCUAUCAGUAUGGAUGUCUCGAAUCUGAUUAAAGCAAGAACACAAGGAUUUCUAAUGCUUGCUCUCCUCUUCAUUACCUUCCUUGUGCAAAUAAUAAACGAGUGGUAUGCUCUAGUACAAUGUCUAUUAAGGUUCUCUUAUCCUGAAAUGAAUUCUUUCUUUCAUGGAUUGACAAUUGCUGCUAAGGGUGUUGUCUUGCCUUUUCUCCCAAGAAAGCAUUUGGCCAGAGUCAUACCCAGUUCCUGGCAGCCAAAAACUGGCCUAACUCCAGUACUUCCUCUAUGCCCAGAAACAGAAUUUGAACAAAGAGAUAUAAGAGCACCAUGUUUUGGUUCGUUUAGCUCUAUGAGCACAACAGUAGUUCCCGUGCUCAGUCCUGCAGGUUCACCAGGCAUUGAUGUCCUUCAAGCAACAGGUCCAUUAACUACAGAGAGAGCUUUUACCAGCCAAAGAGCAGUGGAAGUGAAACAAGCAAAGGGACCUGAGCAGAAAAGCGAAAUGAAGAAGUUAAGGGAGUUAGCAAGGGCUAGUUUCUCUGGGGACUCAAAAGGUUGAGGAAGGUAGCGCCAGAAUGCAACUAUAUUAUAAUCAUUUCCUCCGGAAACUUUCUUGGAUAAUUGUCAAGCUUCCACGUCAAAACCAAAAUCUGAUUCAUAAAUGCCUUAGUAUUAAUGCCAGGUUUCAGCUCUAUCAAGGCUUCUAACAAAACUACCAAUUUGUUAAAACUAACUUGUGACCUUAGCAAAAGGUGAAUUACUUUUGUCUCCCCUAAACAGUAGCCUAAAACAUUCAUGUAUUGUAGAUAGCAAUGUAAUUAAAUAUUUCAAAUGCACUAGCUAAUUCUUGUCACUAUUGCCACAUUUAAGAAGCAGAUCAACAUGGGGAUGGACUAGUUUUUGUACCCUGAAAAGUAUUCUUCAAUUAUAAAUAU
This is a messenger RNA of Carica papaya (papaya), 2419 nucleotides long. NCBI's taxonomy places the organism in Eukaryota, Viridiplantae, Streptophyta, Magnoliopsida, Brassicales, Caricaceae. The record is from RefSeq and is a predicted model, not a curated record.